AUGAAGUACACUCUCUCAGCACUUUCCAUGCUAGCCAUGGCCGUGGCUCAGCAAGUCGGCACCGAACAGCCUGAGACUCAUCCCAAGCUGAGCUGGCAGAGGUGUACUUCUUCAUCAUGCUCGAACGUCAACGCUGAGGUCGUCAUCGACGCCAACUGGCGCUGGGUUCAUGGCGUUGGCGGAUACCAGAACUGUUACGAUGGAAACUCGUGGACUGGGUUGUGCACGACCGGAGACAGCUGCGCCCAGACUUGCGCUGUCGAAGGAGCCGAGUACGGCGGUACCUACGGCGUGUCGACCAGUGGCAAUGCCAUGACUCUAAAGUUCGUCCAGGAGCACCAAUAUGGCAAGAAUAUUGGCUCUCGUAUGUACCUCAUGAACGGGGACAGCAAGUACCAAACCUUCCAGCUCCUGAACAACGAAUUCGCUUUCGACGUCGACCUGUCCAGUGUCGAGUGUGGCAUGAACAGUGCUCUGUACUUCGUUGCUAUGAAGGAGGACGGCGGUUUGUCUUCGGAGCCUAACAACAAGGCGGGAGCCAAGUACGGUACUGGCUACUGCGACGCGCAAUGUGCUCGCGAUCUUAAGUUCAUUGGCGGCAAGGGCAAUGUCGUAGGCUGGGAGCCUUCUGAGACCGAUGACAGUGCCGGUGUCGGCAACAUGGGCGCCUGCUGCGCCGAGAUUGAUGUUUGGGAAUCCAACGCCUACGCUUACGCUCUGACUCCUCACCCUUGCGAGAACAACAACUACCACGUCUGCGAGGGUUCCAACUGCGGUGGCACAUACUCCGAGGAUCGCUACGGCGGCGGCUGCGAUGCCAACGGUUGCGACUACAACCCGUACCGCAUGGGCAACCCUGACUUCUACGGCCCCGGAAAGACCAUUGACACCACCAAGAAGUUCACCGACGGAAGAACCAUCGAAGUCCCCGGCGCCAAGUGGGCAGGUGUGCCCGAGACCUCGGAGAUCACGCCCGAGUACUGCGAGCGCCAGUUCGCUGUCUUCAACGAGCGAGACCGCUUCAACGAGGUCGGCGGAUACCCCCAGCUCAACGCCGCGCUCAACAUUCCCAUGACUCUUGUGAUGUCCAUCUGGAGCGACCACUACGCCAACAUGCUCUGGCUCGACUCCACCUACCCGCCCGAGAGGGCUGGAGAGCCCGGCACCGAACGUGGACCUUGCGCCCCGACUUCUGGUGUUCCCGCCGAAGUUAUCGAGCAGUUCCCCAAUUCGCAGGUUGUCUGGUCCAACAUCCGCUUCGGUCCCAUCGGCAGCACCUACGCUGUCUAA
Messenger RNA from Colletotrichum scovillei, 1290 nucleotides. RefSeq names its product glycosyl hydrolase family 7. The record is from RefSeq and is a predicted model, not a curated record. Gene Ontology annotation, molecular function: hydrolase activity, hydrolyzing O-glycosyl compounds. NCBI's taxonomy places the organism in Eukaryota, Fungi, Ascomycota, Sordariomycetes, Glomerellales, Glomerellaceae. The coding region runs from base 1 to 1290 and encodes 429 amino acids. The transcript is spliced from 6 exons. Gene Ontology annotation, biological process: carbohydrate metabolic process.